Molecule: messenger RNA, 2124 nt
Organism: Vicia faba (fava bean)
Lineage: Eukaryota; Viridiplantae; Streptophyta; Magnoliopsida; Fabales; Fabaceae
Source: the annotation of a GenBank genome assembly
AUGGAAGAAACAUUUGUUCCUUUUCGCGGAAUUAAGAAUGAUUUCAAAGCAAGAAUUAUGUGCUACAAACAAGAUUGGACUAGUGGAUUCCGCGCAGGUGCAAGGAUCCUUGCACCAACUACAUACAUAUUUUUUGCUUCUGCAAUUCCUGUUAUUUCUUUUGGGGAGCAACUCGAGAGAACUACUGAUGGAACUCUCACUGCUGUGCAGACUCUUGCAUCAACUGCUCUAUGUGGUAUUGUCCACUCGGUUAUUGGAGGGCAACCUCUCCUCAUACUAGGUGUAGCCGAGCCAACCGUUCUGAUGUAUACAUUCAUGUACAAUUUCGCAAAGGAUCGUGAGGAUUUAGGACACAAAUUGUUCUUGCCUUGGACUGGAUGGGUGUGCGUUUGGACUGCACUGUUGCUGUUCUUGCUGGCUAUUCUUGGUGCAUGCUCCAUAAUCAACCGGUUCACGCGCCUUACCGGUGAACUAUUUGGUCUGUUAAUUGCAAUGCUCUUUAUGCAGCAGGCUAUAAAGGGACUUGUGGAAGAGUUUGGUGUACCAAAGACACAGACAGAAGGUACCAAUCAAAUUGCACUUCAAUCCUCUUGGCUGUUUGGCAAUGGAAUGUUUGCUUUAGUUUUGUCGUUCGGCCUUCUUUUUACCGGUCUGGGAAGCCGCAAGGCUAGAUCCUGGCGAUACGGGACAGGUUGGCUACGAGGACUUAUAGCUGAUUACGGAGUCCCCUUAAUGAUUCUCGUAUGGACUGCUGUAUCUUACAUACCUGUUAACAAAGUCCCAAGGGGAAUCCCGAGGCGGCUUUUCAGUCCAAAUCCAUGGUCUCCUGGUGCAUACUCAAAUUGGACUGUUGUAAAGGAAAUGUUGAACGUACCUCUAUUGUACAUCAUUGGAGCAUUUAUACCAGCAACUAUGAUUGCCGUGCUUUACUACUUUGAUCACAGUGUUGCAUCACAACUUGCGCAGCAAAAAGAGUUCAAUCUAAGGAAACCUUCAUCUUAUCAUUAUGACUUACUACUCCUUGGAUUUUUGACCUUAUUCUGCGGGCUUAUAGGAAUCCCUCCUUCCAACGGUGUGAUUCCGCAAUCUCCAAUGCAUACCAAGAGCUUAGCUACUCUAAAACAUCAGAUUUUACGGCAUAAGCUCGUCUCUACUGCACGAACGAGCAUGGAGAAAAACAUGAACCUGAGUCAGUUUUACGAAAGUAUGAGAGAAGCAUAUGACGUAAUGCAGACACCAUUGGUUUCCCAAAUGCCACCCACAUUGGGGCUUAAAGAGUUGAAGGAGUCUACCGUUGCAUUGGCUUCAAGUCAUGGAUACAUUGAUGCUCCUGUUGAUGAAAUCGUCUUUGAUGUGAAUAAGGAUGUUGAUGACCUUAUGCCAGUCGAAGUUAAAGAGCAGCGCCUCAGCAAUCUAUUGCAGGCAUCAAUGGUUGCGGCUUGUGUUGCCGCUAUGCCUCUUUUGAAGAAGAUACCAACUUCAGUGCUUUGGGGUUACUUUGCCUUCAUGGCUAUUGAAAGCUUGCCAGGAAAUCAAUUUUGGGAGAGAAUAUUGUACCUUUUCACUGCUCCAAGUCGAAGAUACAAACUGCUGGAGGAACACCAUGCAACUUUUGUUGAGACUGUGCCUUUGAAAGCAAUUGCUCUGUUUACUCUGUUCCAGACAGCUUACUUGCUUCUCUGCUUCGGCAUAACCUGGAUACCAAUCGCUGGGGUCCUCUUCCCAUUGUUAAUCAUGCUUCUUGUCCCGGUUCGGCAAUAUUUUCUUCCCCAUUUUUUCAAAGGAGCCCAUCUUCAAGAGUUGGACGCCGCAUCAUACGAGGAAGCACCUGCCAUUACUUUCAACAUGUCCUUUGAUGAUCUAAGUAACCACGGAACAACGGCCAAUGUCAGUGGUGGAGAAAUUCUUGAUGAGAUUAUCACGAGGAGUCGCGGAGAGAUACGUCGCACUCAAAGCUCUAAAGCAUCUAGUUCAUCUGCAACACCAAUAGGAGGAGAUAUAAGACCUGCUAAUAGCCCACAAAUACCGCGAAUGAUUCCCAGCCCUCGAGUAACCGCAUUGAGAGGGGAAAGCAGCAGCGUAGGAUCAAACGGAAAGGAGUUAAAGUUAAAGCAAAUUCCUUGA